Messenger RNA from Iphiclides podalirius (scarce swallowtail), 1089 nucleotides. The record is from the annotation of a GenBank genome assembly. Lineage: Eukaryota; Metazoa; Arthropoda; Insecta; Lepidoptera; Papilionidae.
AUGUUCGUUAAAACGUUCAUUUGUUUUUACAUAACUAUUAAAGUUGUGGCUGGACAAGCCGGAGACAGCUGUUUGCACAAAAAUAUCUCUGGAGUGUGUUCACUUAUCAACGAUUGCGAGGUUGCCUUAAGGUCCAUCCACACAAAUGGUUUUCAUCGACUAUCGAGAUGUGGUUUCGACAAAAAUUUGGAAAUCGUCUGUUGUCCAUUGGCGAAAAAGUUGGAGGAUAAUCACAAUAUCGAAGAUAAUGAGGAUAAUGUUAAAGAAAAUGCUGGCGUCAGAAGACUUAGAGUUGCUGAUAAAGAAUGUAAGAAUAUUGUAAAUCGUUACAAUCCUCCCGUUGAUACCCACAUCAUCGGUGGUGAAAUUGCUUCGGCAGGAGAGUUUCCCCAUACGGUUGCACUAGGCUAUCGGGAAUCAAACAAAUACUUCUUCCGAUGUGGCGGUUCUCUGAUUUCAGAAAGGCAUGUUUUGACAGCAGCGCAUUGCGUAAAUCCAAUAGAUCACAUCCCGCCGAGUAUUGUUCGCUUAGGUGUGGUAAACAUAUCGGGCUCCCACUGGAAUGCAGACACGGACUACGGCGUGGAGAAGAUCUACCUGCAUCCGAAUUCCACGCGACCCAGGAAAUACCACGACUUGGCCAUCAUUAAGCUGGUGAAAACGGUUCAGACGUCAGACGUAGUGUACCCAGUGUGUUUGUACACAAAGGAAAAGGACCCCACAGUAAUGCUCGACAUUUCCGGCUGGGGAAAAUCCGAUGUCACAAGGGCCGCCACUAGUGAGGUACUGCUCAAGGCCCGGCUGACUAUAGUGCCGCGCGAUAUCUGCAAUCAGAGUUACACGGUAUCGCGGAGGCUGCCCGAGGGCAUCAUCGACGAGCAAUUGUGCGCCCAGGACACUACGGGGAACACAGACACGUGCCAGGGCGAUUCGGGGGGACCGCUGCAGGGUCUGACGCAAACUGACGGCCACCCCCGCCUGGUGGGCAUCACCUCAUUCGGCAACGGCUGCGGCACGCCCGUGCCCGGCGUCUACACGCGCGUCUACAAAUACCUCGACUGGAUAGAGGCCAUUGUGUGGCCUUCCAAU